AAAUAUCGAACGAGAAUACAUAGUUGAAAGAUAAAGAUAGAAAAAUAUGUUUACAACCAUGAUCUUCAUCUUUGCGUUAAAUGCUCUGUGGAUCGUGUGUCAAGCAGUGCCAUUGCUUGAUUUAAGGAACACAUUGGAACAAAAUGUCUUAGAUGCUAUGGUCACCUCUGCCUGUUCCUCGAAUGGAGAUUGUUGGGAAUGGCUGCCAGUGCAAGAAGCACACGAAAAUGUUCCAACUAUAUCAAAGAAUUUACCCAUAUCAAAAAUACAUAGUCGACGACAAGCUGAAAGUAUAGAUCCAAAUACAGUGAUAGACACGUGGGGUAAUAAUUCUCCGCCAUUAAAUAGGAAGGUUCAUCAGUCAACACUGACUGCUAAACAAAUUGGAAAUAGAAUGUCAAAGAAGGAUGUCGUUAUGUCUCGUAGUUGGGGUGCCGGUGGCAUGCCAUUUUCUGUUCUUUAUAUGAACCUACAUGGUUCUCGUGGAAACCAAGCCAGUACUGCUCAGCAACAAGAAGUAGGAAAAGCUGAAAGUUCAACACCGCCUAUAAUGCUCCCUAAUCCUCGCAUUGUAUUACGUAACGGAAGUUCUACACAAACAAGAAGACAAUAUUCAAUAAUACCGCAGCUUUUUAUAUCGUAUGGAUGGGGUCCAUUUGGAAAAUGA
Molecule: messenger RNA, 667 nt
Organism: Eufriesea mexicana
Lineage: Eukaryota; Metazoa; Arthropoda; Insecta; Hymenoptera; Apidae
Exons: 3
Coding region: 47-667 (206 amino acids)
Source: RefSeq, a predicted model, not a curated record